UUAUUGAUAUUGGACUAUAUACUGUGUUAUGACUCGACCUAAUAUGCAUGACUUUAGUUUUUUCUGCGUUAAUAACUAGUCCCAUGUCAUGUGACCAUUGAUUUAAGAGCGUUAUAUCGUCUUGAAGUGUUUUUUGAGCGGCGGCGAUGUCACGAUCUGCUGAUACGAGACAAGUAUCGUCCGCAAAUUGAUAUAGAUUACACUUUGUUAUAAGGUAAUUAAGGUCAUUUACAUAAGCAAGGUAAUGCAAGGGACCCAAUACUGAUCCCUGUGCUGUUCCUUCUGUAAUGUUUAUUUUAUCACUAAGUGUAUUAUCCACCCUAACAAUAUAUUGUCGGUUACAGAGGUAGUUUUUACUCCAGUCUAAUAAAGGUCCUCUGAUACCUGUGUCUCGAAGCUUUUCAAUUAGAGUUUCAUGUCGUAAAGUAUCGAAAGCCUUACUGUAGUCAAUAAAUGCGACUAAUACGCGUCUUUUCUCAUCAAGGUGAGUAUUAAUAUCAUUUGUAAAUUUUGAUAGUAGCUGUGUAGUGCUUUUACCAGGUUGAAAUCCGAAUUGAUUGUUAGAUAGAAUAGAGUUUGCAGUGUAAAAUGUUUGUAUUUGUUCACAUAUAUAUUUUUCUGUUAUUUUGUCGAUAAUCGGAAGUAUUGAUAUCGGUCUGUAGUUGGCAUAUUCUUUUUGGGAGUGUGGCUUAUAAAUUGGCCUAAUAAUACUUGUUUUUAAUCCGUCUGGAUAAAUACCCUUUCUUAUGCUUGUGUCUAUAAGUUUUGUCAAAGCAAAAGAAAUCUUUUCACCUAUGCCUUUUAUAUCAAUAGCUCGAAUGCCAUCAAAGCCGGGUGCUUUAUUGACGUUAAUAUUUUUUAAUAUUUUUGCUACUUGCUGUACACACGGUUUUUUAUAAUAAAUAGACAAGCAAGCCGGUUUUUUAUAACUGUUUGAAUCCAAAAAUUAUUUUUACAAUUUAGUAUUAUUUUAGACACAUUUUCUUUAAAACUAAAGGCGAAAUUAUUUGCUAUCAUUUGAGUAUUUAUAUUGUUUGUUUUAAAAGCUUUAUUUAUUACUUCGUCUACAGUUUGGGUUAUUCUCCCUGUUAUUUUGUUAAUAAUAUCCCAGAGUUGUAUCUGUAUCUUACUAUAACCUAAAAACAAACUAAAAGCUAUUGUCUAUUAGUUUUCACCGGUAUUAUAAGUUAAAACAGUGCACUGUUCAAUAAAUAUGGGCGCGUUCCCACUAUCUCGUAACGACUAAUUUAUCGUUCGACGACUGUCGUCUCUACCUGUUCCCAUUAUAACGAUUGUUUGUCGUCAACAUUUUUUAUCGUUUAGCGACUGUCGUAUCUAGCUGUUCCCAUUAGAUCGCUCAGAUCGCUCGCAUCAUCAGCAAGCUACAAAUCUAGUCGCCUCUGCGUUCGCUUGGUGAUUACUAGUGCGUUUACUCUCCUGAGUUCAAUGGACGAAGAUGAAAUUUUAAUAAUGUAUUACUUUUUGAAAAGAAGGAAAAUGAAGCAAGAAAUGAAAAGAAAGUACUGGGUACAUCCAAUGUUAAUGAAAAGAAUUCCAUUAGGAUUAUGUCAGAGUUAUAUAGAAGAAUUAAAAAGUGAUGAUGGAAAGUUUUAUGAGUAUUUAAGAAUGACUGUUUCCACCUUUGAUAGCCUACUGGCACGACUUGCAGACAAUCUUAGAAGAGAAAACACACAUUUCAGAAAUUGUAUAAGUGCCGAAGAAAGACUAGUGAUAACUUUAAGAUAUUUGGCGUCGGGAUGUUCGUUUAAACAACUGCAUUAUAAUUUUAGAGUGGGAAUGUCAACCAUCAGCAAAAUAAUCAAAGAAACGUGUUCUGUUAUUUGGAGCGUAUUAAGUGCAGAAUAUUUAAAGUUGUCCAAUACCGAAGAAGAAUGGAAAGCGAUCGCUGAAGCUUUUAAAACGAAAGCAAAUUUUCCUCAUUGCCUCGGUGCGCUGGACGGCAAGCACAUAAGGAUUACAAAGCCAAUAAAUAGUGGUUCUAUGUUUUUUAACUAUAAGGAUUAUUUUUCUUUUAUUUUAUUUGCAAUUGUUGAUUCAGAAUACCGUUUCAUUUACGUUAGUAUUGGUUCAUACGGAAAAGAGUGUGAUUCAUCUAUCCUAAAACAAUCCAAUUUUUGGAAGAAACUAAAUGAUGGUACUUUAAAUAUACCAAGACCCACGCCAUUACACGAAAAUAUGCAAGAAGAAAUACCAUAUGUAUUUGUUGGAGACGAAGCCUUUACAUUGUCACAAAAUUUAUUGCGACCUUAUGGCGGUACUCAUUUAGACAAUAAGAAAAAGAUAUUUAAUUACCGUCUAAGCCGCGCGAGAAGAUAUGUUGAAUGCACUUUUGGUAUCUUAUCCAAUAAAUGGAGGAUCUUGCAUAGACCAUUGGAUGUAUGUGCAGAAACAGCUAUUGAAGUUGUAAAGGCUUGUACGGUAUUACAUAAUUUUUUAAUAAAAAAAGACGCUAUAUACUUGGAGAAUACCCCAACCGUUAUGCCCCUGGUAAACAUGCCUGCAACACAGCUGCGUUCAAACGAAGGUGGUGGAAACGCAGUGCGCUUACAAUUUUCCGACUAUUUUGUAUCUGAAAUAGGCUCCGUACCUUGGCAAAACAUUACAGCACAUGUGUCAUAAUAAAUAAAAAGUUUCAGAAACU
Molecule: messenger RNA, 2662 nt
Organism: Parnassius mnemosyne (clouded apollo)
Lineage: Eukaryota; Metazoa; Arthropoda; Insecta; Lepidoptera; Papilionidae
Source: the annotation of a GenBank genome assembly